ACUAUUACUGUAACCUUUCACAAUCAGCCAUUCGGCCCUCCCCCCUGUCCAGCUACGGAGCAGAUGAAGAUGAAUCCAUGGACCCUCUCUGCACUCCUGCUGCUAGCUGGGCCGCUGGGGGUGGACCCUGACUGGCACGUGGAGCACCCUGACUCCUUCUGCGUGGUGGAGGGCUCCACCGCCAUCAUCCCCUGCAGCUUCACCCACCCUGCGGGGCUCCGGGUGAACCGCGUGGUCUGGUGCCCCAAUCACGAGAUCUGCCAAGGCACCACGCCCAACGUGUACGACAGCAGCAACGUCCGGGCCGACAGCAGGUUCCUGUACCUGGGGGACCUCGUCAGGAACUGCACCUUAAAGAUCAUCAAGACGGUGAAACAGGACGCUGCAACGUACCACUUCCGCUUCGAGACCAACGGCGAUAAGUACACCGGACCGAGAGGAGUCAGAGUCAACGUCGCUGAUGGAGAGGUUGUGAAGGUCAGAAGCUCCGUCACUGACCAUGUGGUGAAAGAGGGCAGUCAGGUCACACUCACCUGUACCUCAGCCUGCUCCUUCCACCAAUUGGACGUCCACUGGUACAGAAACGGCCACGCCCUAUCAGAGACAGGCCCCGCCCUCCACCUCAGCGGUCUGACCAAUGACGAAACAGGGAAUUACACCUGCUCUCUUGACUCCAGCGGGCAGAAAACCUCUGCGCCUUGGAGUCUAUUGGUGGGGGAAUAUGAAGAUGGAGAGGUUGUGAAGGUCAGAAGCUCCGUCACUGACAAUGUGGUGAAAGAGGGCAGUCAGGUCACACUCACCUGUACCUCAGCCUGCUCCUUCCACCAAUUGGACGUCCACUGGUACAGAAAUGGCCACGCCCUAUCAGAGACAGGCCCCGCCCUCCACCUCAGCUCUCUGACCAAUAACAACACAGGGAAUUACACCUGCUCUCUGGACUCCAGUGGGCAGAAAACCUCUGCGCCUUGGAGUCUGGUCGUGGUGGAAGAUGAAGAAGGCAGGUUUGACUGGCACCUGACGGUGUCGGUGGUGUUGAAGGUGCUGUGGUCUGUGUUCCUUCUCCUCCUGGCCGGGCUGGUCUUCGCUAAAAGGUCAGCCCCUGGACCGGAACAUGAGAUCGUCUACAGCGAGGUCGUUGGCUGAACCAAACUCAAGCAGCAACUCCUCUUCCUCCUCCAGUGAUGACGAGAUAAGGGAACACUAACGUCAUCAUGUCUGUUGUCUGUCACAGACUUAUUGGUUGAGUCUUGUUCUUUUCAGUUUCUAUUUCUGAUUGUAACAUUUCUGAUGAUUACUGUGUUUUAUGCAUUUGAGUUUUCUUUCUUUAUUGUAUGUUGUUUAUUCUGAAUAUACUCGAGGUUGUCUGAAUAACGGCGAGGUUUGUAAAGACUGGUUCUCCUCCAUUCUGGUCCUGAUGACUAGGCUACGUAUAAAAAAAAUACUUCUCAAUUUGUUUUUUUGAUGGCAAGGCGGCUCAAUCUUUCAUGAGCCAAUUCUUCUUCUGUUAGCUUACAGUAACUAUACAAUCAUAUCUUUAUAGUCUAUGGGUGAUGUAGGCUUACAAUAAGAUCUGUCAUGUUCUUAUCAUCAGUGGUUGCUUUGUUAAGGUGAAGCCAUUUUAAAUACUGAUAAAAUUAAUGGGGGGCAGAUAAUCACCCUCCCCACUGUGGAGCUAAUAUAAGAAGGUGGAAGUAGAAUUCACUGAAACUCAGCAGGAACUUUGUCUGCUGCCAUGUGUGGCGUUGUCCUCUCUGCUCUGAAAGAUAGCAGAAGUCACAUAGAGUUGAAUGAAAGUCAUUUUGUGAAGCAUCUGUAUAAGAAUACAGGCAUUAUAGGUAUGCAUAACCCAAUUUAAACAUAGAAUAAGCUUUUUAGGAACUGUAUUAAACCUUUCAAGUCGGCUAUUAAACUAUACAAGUUUAAUUAUUACCUUAUUCUGAGCAUACAGUGUAUUUUCAUUUGGAUACAGCUGUUAAUAAGCCUAAUGAUUUCUCAAUGCAAAUCAAACCAGCUAAUCGGCUAACUGAAAUAAAACCAUGCCAAUCUCUAGGUAUAGUGAAAGGUAUUUGAUGAUGUGGGGCUAUUUUAAUUCCAAAGCCUGAGGGAACUUAGUCAGGAUGCAUAGUAUCCUGGAUCCAUGAAAUAAUUGGCUUUUAAAAAAUAAAAUCUGCCUGCCUCUUUGGGAAAUUACAAUAGGGGUGACUAUACUUAUGCACCCUGCAUUUUAAGGGAGAACGUUUAUUUAUUUACGAUACCCUACAUUAUUCAUUCACAAAGCAAAUUGGUGUCCUUAAAGGUUGGAUUUUUCAUCAAUGGAAUAAUUAAGGCAUUAAGAUCAAUUUCUAAGAGAUUACUUUUUUAUUCCUCUUUUUAGUCAACUUUAGCAUGGGUGCCUAAAGUUAUGCCUACCACUGUAUAUCAUAUGUAUAUAUAUAUAUAUAUAUAUAUAUAUAUAUAUAUACAUAUAUAUAUAUCGUUUUUACUAUGCACUUAUUUACAGCAAUUCAUGAUAUAAAUCAAUAAACUCAGAACCUGUCAGCA
Molecule: messenger RNA, 2541 nt
Organism: Gadus morhua (Atlantic cod)
Lineage: Eukaryota; Metazoa; Chordata; Actinopteri; Gadiformes; Gadidae
Product: B-cell receptor CD22-like
Exons: 8
Coding region: 64-1143 (359 amino acids)
Source: RefSeq, a predicted model, not a curated record